Parasteatoda tepidariorum (common house spider) is the source of this 315-nucleotide messenger RNA. The record is from RefSeq and is a predicted model, not a curated record. Lineage: Eukaryota; Metazoa; Arthropoda; Arachnida; Araneae; Theridiidae.
AUGAGUCAAGCCGAUGUUCAAACAGGUGUUACAAACCAAGAGAUAUUCCUGACAGCCGUCAGGAAAGGGGACACCCAUGAAUUACAAAAGAUUCUGCAGAGAUGGGAAGGAAACGUGAACUUUUACGACAAAGAAGGACAGACAGCUCUCCACCAAAGCUGCAUGGACGGUAAUCUGGAGCUGGUAAAACUAUUAGUGAAAUUUGGAGCUGAUGUCAGAUUAGCUAAUCGAGAUGGAUGGAGUGCUCUUCAUAUAGCUGCCUAUGGCGGACAUCAAGACAUAGCGCUAUAUCUUAUUGCCAACUCCAGAAGGUAA